GAUUCCAAUAAUCGGACCAGACAGUGUCUGGGUCGGAUCACUAAAACCCGGUGCACUUUGCAGCUCUAACUCUGGCAUUUUACUAAACGUUUAUAAUUUUUCCACUUUUGAGUUGUUUUUAUUUUCACAAAUGUUUUGGCAUAGCUUUUUAUCCCUCGCAGGGUGUGAAACUAUGAAAAAGUUUCUCAAAAAGUUGUUGUCCCCCUGUUUGUUUACAAAUUUUGUCGACCGCCAAAACAACAUAAAGUUAUGAGAAGUAGUUUCUUGCGAAAAGUUGCGUUCAUUUUUAGUGUAAAAAUUUGAAUUUUAAAUUGAUAUUUUUUAAGUUAAUUUAUUGACACGUAUUUAUAGAUAUUCAGUAUGUCAGGUGCUGCUAGGAAAACUGUGAAGGACUUUGGAUAUGGAUUUAAUGAGAACGGCCGUCUUCGUCAAUUAGACUCAAAAACCGGAGAACUUACUGACAAGCCCUUCCAAUUUAUAGACCAAUCGCAUUAUGAAGACCUAGGAGAUGCCAUAACCGACUAUGUUUAUGAAUUAAUGGAUCAAAAUGGCUUAACUCGCCAUUACUUCCCAGAAUCAGUUCCAAAAGACAAGGCAACUUUCAUCUUCAGCACAUUCAAGGAAGUUAAAGACAUCGACAAGUUGAUGGUCAUCAUCCACGGCAGUGGAGUUGUUCGUGCUGGUCAAUGGGCUCGUUCCUUAAUCAUUAAUGAUUCUUUAAAUUCUGGAACUGUUUUGCCGUAUGUCAAACUAGCACAAUCUAGAGGAUAUGAAGUCAUCAUAACCAACACCAAUGACAACUAUCGAGACAAUAAGGCAAUUGAAGGCAGUGGAAGUCCAGAAAAGCACGCAGAUUCUGUCUGGAAAAAAUUCAUUCAGCCAUCAAAUCCAAAAAAGAUUGCAAUUGUCGCACAUUCUUACGGUGGCGUCAUCACGACUCAUUUAGCAUCAAAGUUCAAUGACGAUUUUACCCAAAAAGUCUUUGCUGUUGCCUUUACUGACUCUGUGCAUGGAUCGAGAGGAAUUGAUCGACAUUUAGCUAAUGUUGGAGUUAAUUUUGUAACAUCAACAGCUGAGCUUAAUAAAGUUUUGUCAAAAUCUGAACGGGAUGUUGAGAGACGAUCAGCUGGAACUACAAAGCAUGAAAUGACGUCAUAUAAAUGUAUGGAAAAAUUGUUUGAAUUUGUUGAUGAGAAGGAAAUCAAAUUUAGUGGAACAAUAAAGAAGGAUGAAAUGUAACAAA
Messenger RNA from Chironomus riparius, 1243 nucleotides. NCBI's taxonomy places the organism in Eukaryota, Metazoa, Arthropoda, Insecta, Diptera, Chironomidae. The record is from the annotation of a GenBank genome assembly.